Helianthus annuus (common sunflower) is the source of this 2356-nucleotide messenger RNA. RefSeq names its product serine/threonine-protein kinase tricorner. Gene Ontology annotation, molecular function: protein serine/threonine kinase activity; ATP binding. Bases 394 to 2037 code for a protein of 547 amino acids. The record is from RefSeq and is a predicted model, not a curated record. The transcript has 14 exons. Gene Ontology annotation, biological process: intracellular signal transduction; peptidyl-serine phosphorylation. Lineage: Eukaryota; Viridiplantae; Streptophyta; Magnoliopsida; Asterales; Asteraceae.
GGAUUUUCAACUGCUCAAAAAUCACAAACACAACAACAACAUUUUCUGAUAAUUUUCUCUCUCUAGAUUACUCUCUCACUCCUUCACUACCAUUUCUAGGGUUUACAAUUCAAUCGUUCGCACCAUCCACAAAUCCUUUCGGUACACUCUCAUCACAUCUGUUUCCAAUUUAGGGUUUCAACUUUCAAGCAAUCGCAACUUCUGUUUAGUUACGGUGAUUAUUCAGUCCUACAUUUGAUUAUUAUUCUUGGAAAUAUAGUUGGACUGUGUACUUCUAAAUAGACGAUGCGCUGAUUGUUUUCGUUGACCGGUAUUUGGGUUCUCAAUGCGUUGAUCAUUUUCGUUGAUCGGUAGUUGAGUGUUGAUAAGGAGGAAGUGUUGGUUGACUAAACGAUGGACUUUGCAAGGCGUUGGUGUAAAAAGUUGAAACCGAAAGAUAAACCAAAGUCUUCACCGAAAAAGGAAGGUAGAAGUAAUGGGAAGGAAGGAUUACGAGUAACGAGUGAUGAAGCACCUUCAAAUGCUACUAAGCAGAAGGUUGAAGCUGCUAAGCAAUAUAUAGAAAAACAUUACAAGGAGCAGAUGAAGAAUCUUAAUGAGCGACGGGAACGGCGUAAUGUUCUUGAGAAGAAACUAGCGGAUUCAGAAGUCUCCGAAGAAGAGCAAAACAAUUUACUUAAACAUCUGGAGAAAAAAGAGACGGAAUAUAUGCGCCUUCAGAGGCAUAAAAUGGGUGCCGAUGAUUUUGAGCCAUUAACAAUGAUAGGAAAAGGUGCAUUUGGAGAGGUUAGAAUAUGUAGGGAGAAGACUACCGGCAAUGUGUAUGCAAUGAAAAAACUUAAGAAGUCUGAAAUGCUUCGUAGAGGACAGGUUGAACAUGUGAAAGCAGAAAGAAAUCUACUUGCAGAAGUUGACAGUAAUUGCAUUGUUAAACUUUAUUGUUCGUUUCAAGAUGAGGAAUAUCUUUACCUAAUAAUGGAAUAUUUACCUGGUGGAGAUAUGAUGACUUUACUUAUGCGAAAAGAUACGUUAACUGAAGACGAAGCUAGGUUUUAUGUCGGAGAAACUGUUUUGGCAAUCGAAUCGAUUCACAAACAUAACUAUAUUCAUAGGGAUAUUAAACCUGAUAACUUGCUGCUUGAUAAAUUCGGGCACAUGAAACUAUCAGAUUUUGGAUUAUGUAAACCGUUAGACUGCACUAAUCUUCAGGAAAAGGAUUUCACUGCUGCAAAGAACUUAAGUGGGGCCCUUCAAAGUGACGGACGCCCUGCUGUACCGAGACGCACUCAACAGGAGCAACUGCAGCAUUGGCAGAGAAAUAGGAGGAUGCUGGCUUAUUCGACUGUUGGUACGCCUGAUUAUAUUGCUCCUGAAGUUUUGCUGAAGAAAGGAUAUGGAAUGGAAUGUGAUUGGUGGUCUCUUGGGGCUAUUAUGUAUGAGAUGCUUGUUGGUUACCCGCCCUUUUAUUCAGACGAACCCAUGUCUACUUGUAGAAAGAUAGUGAACUGGAGAACUCAUUUAAAGUUUCCAGAAGAGGCAAAACUGUCUCCCGAGGCAAAAGAUUUAAUCUGUAAACUUCUAUGCAAUGUUGAAAAAAGGCUCGGAACCAAAGGAGCUCAUGAAAUAAAGGCACAUCCAUGGUUCAAGGGUAUAGAAUGGGAAAAGUUGUAUCAAAUGGAAGCUGCGUUUAUUCCCGAAGUUAAUGGCGAGCUGGAUACCCAAAAUUUUGAGAAGUUUGAAGAGGGUGAAAACCAAAUUCCUUCCACAACAAAAUCGGGGCCUUGGAGAAAGAUGCUUUCUUCUAAGGAUGUCAACUUCAUGGGGUACACAUAUAAGAACUUCGAAAUUGUAAAUGAACAUGAGGUUCCAGGAAUCGCUGAGUUGAAGAAGAAGAAUACAAAACCGAAGAGGCCAACAGUGAAGUCACUUUUUAAAGAAGAAACAGAUUCGGCUUCCUCUCAACAAACUCAAGGAAGCUUUCUAAACCUCCUACCCCGCCAACUAGAAGUCUCGGAGGAAAAAGAGUCGUCUUCAUGAAUCAUUACUGAUCUGUUCAUAAACAGUCACAUAGCCAUAGUUUAAAAAAUUAAUCAAAAUCAAAAGCAAUGUGUUCUUUGCAUCUGGACAGCUUUUAAUUAAGUGUGGGUAAAUACCAAAUGAAAGAUGGGCUUGCAGUUUGUUCAAUUCGCAGACGAAAAUGAUUUGUUUGAAAUUCGGGGUUUUUUUUUUCUUCCGGUUUUCGGGUCUUUUGUAAAUUGGUUUCUUGGAUUGUGUAUAUCUGAUUUAGUUUUACUCUCAUGUAAUUGGUGUGUAACUUAUACAAUUGUCAAAGUAACAUUUAUUGGGUCUUAUUGCU